Xiphias gladius (swordfish) is the source of this 3284-nucleotide messenger RNA. RefSeq names its product minichromosome maintenance complex component 3 (gene mcm3). Bases 178 to 2625 code for a protein of 815 amino acids. Gene Ontology annotation, cellular component: MCM complex; nucleus. Gene Ontology annotation, biological process: double-strand break repair via break-induced replication; mitotic DNA replication initiation; DNA strand elongation involved in DNA replication. Gene Ontology annotation, molecular function: ATP hydrolysis activity; ATP binding; single-stranded DNA binding. The transcript is spliced from 17 exons. NCBI's taxonomy places the organism in Eukaryota, Metazoa, Chordata, Actinopteri, Istiophoriformes, Xiphiidae. The record is from RefSeq and is a predicted model, not a curated record.
ACUAUGUAAAGGAGUGCGUGUCGAGUUGACCAAUCGCAUCAUACGCUUUACUUGCACCCGGCACGCAGUCGCGCGAAAACUCAUCAGAUGUGUCUUUUAACGCCAGGGGAACAUACAUCGUAUCAAGCUCUGUGUAAUAUUAAAAUAUUUGUUAAGUGUAAUAAAUAAUCACACAUAAUGGCAACCGAUGUCGUAGAUGACCGGGAGAUGAGGGAGGCUCAGAGAGAUUAUCUGGACUUUCUGGACGAUGAUCAAGACCAGGGGAUUUACCAAAGCAAAGUCCGGGACAUGAUAAGCGAGAAUAAAGCUCGGCUUGUGGUCAACGUUAACGAUCUGAGGAGACGCAACGAGGCCCGGGCUGCAAAACUGAUGAACAAUGCCUUUGAGGAGCUACUUGCGUUCCAGCGGGCAUUGAAAGAUGUGGUGGCCUCGGUGGAUGCCACCUAUGCCAAGCAGCACGAGGAGUUCUUCAUCGGCCUGGAGGGCAGCUUCGGUUCCAAGCAUGUCACCCCUCGUACCCUGACCUCCCGACUGCUGGGCUGCAUGGUUUGUGUGGAGGGCAUCAUCACAAAGUGUUCUCUGGUACGGCCCAAAGUGGUGCGCAGUAUCCACUACUGCCCAGCCACCAAGAAGAUGAUGGAGAGGAAGUACACAGACAUGACCUCCCUGGAUGCUUUCCCUUCUAGUGCCAUCUACCCAACCAAGGAUGAGGAGAACAACCCUCUGGAGACAGAGUUUGGUUUGUCCAUCUACAAAGACCACCAGACCAUCACAGUGCAGGAGAUGCCAGAAAAAGCGCCUGCUGGCCAGCUUCCUCGAUCUGUGGACAUCAUCUUGGACACCGACCUGGUGGAUGUGGUAAAACCAGGGGACAGAGUGCAGGUUAUUGGAACAUACCGCUGUCUGCCUGGAAAGAAGGGAGGAUUCACAUCCGGCACAUUCAGGACUAUCAUGAUAGCCUGCCACGUCAAACAAAUGAGCAAGGAGGUGUCCCCCUACUUCUCUGCUGAUGAUGUGGCCAAAAUCCGAAAUUUCAGCCAGACCCGCUCCAUAGAUGUGUUUGAUCAGCUGGCUCACUCCCUAGCUCCAAGUAUCCACGGACACGAGUACAUCAAGAAGGCCAUCCUCUGCAUGCUGCUAGGUGGUGUGGAGAAGGUGCUGGAAAAUGGCUCACGCAUCAGAGGAGACAUUAACAUCCUGCUCAUUGGUGAUCCAUCAGUAGCCAAGUCCCAGCUGCUACGUUAUGUGCUUCACACAGCACCCAGAGCCAUCCCCACCACUGGACGAGGCUCCUCUGGUGUGGGUCUGACUGCUGCUGUUACCACUGACCAGGAGACGGGUGAACGCCGGCUGGAGGCAGGCGCCAUGGUGCUGGCUGACCGUGGUGUGGUGUGCAUCGAUGAGUUCGACAAGAUGUCCGACAUGGACCGCACAGCCAUCCACGAGGUGAUGGAGCAGGGCCGCGUCACCAUCGCCAAGGCAGGGAUCCAUGCUCGCCUCAAUGCUCGCUGCUCUGUGCUGGCAGCUGCCAACCCUGUCUACGGCAGGUAUGACCAGUAUAAAACUCCUAUGGAGAACAUUGGCCUCCAGGACUCCCUGCUGUCACGUUUCGACCUCCUCUUCAUCAUGCUGGAUCAGAUGGACCCUGAGCAGGACAGAGAGAUCUCGGACCAUGUGCUCAGGAUGCACCGCUACCGUGACCCCCACGAGCAGGAGGGAGCAGCCAUGGCUCUGGGUGGGACAGUAGAUGUCCUUGCUACAGAGGACCCAGAUGCAGUAGCAGAGGAGCAUGAGGAGCUGCAGAUCUAUGAGAAACACAACAACCUAUUGCAUGGAAGCAAGAGAAAGAAGGAUAAGAUCGUCAGUAAGGAGUUCAUGAGGAAGUACAUCCACAUUGCCAAGGCUGUGACACCUGUGCUGACAGCUGAGGCAGCCAGUCACAUUGCAGAGGAGUACUCGAGGCUGAGGAGCCAGGAGCAGGUGGCUGCUGAUAUCGCGAGGACCUCUCCAGUGACAGCCCGAACACUGGAGACUCUGAUCCGUCUGUCCACAGCACACGCCAAGGCCCGCAUGAGCAAAGCUGUGGAGCUGGAAGACUCAGAGGUGGCCGUGGAGCUCGUCCAGUUUGCCUACUUUAAAAAAGUUCUGGAGAAGGAGAAGAAACGUUUGAGACAGGAGCGGGAUUCUGGUUCAGAGGAGGAACAGGAUGAGGAUACGUCCACUCAGCGUUCACAGAGACCUCUGAGGAAGAGGGGGUGCCGUGGUUCUCAGGGCAGCGAGCCUUACAGCCCAUAUGACUUCAGUGAAGAGCAGGAUGUCCCUGAGAUUCAGGCUGGAACCCCUAAACCAGCGAAGUCACAGCAAGAUGAGGAGGAGCCCAUGGAUGCCACAUCACAGGUUGCCGACUCUGAGCUCUCUGCAGAAAGACUGAAAGAAUUCAAGUCCUCCCUGUUUGCGGUGUUCCAGUCUGCUCACGCCCAGUCUGUGAAGAUGAAGACACUGAUGGACAACAUCAACAAGGAGUCCCAGAAUCGGUUCACAGAGCCUGCGGUUCGUAACGCUUUGGCUCGCAUGCAGGACGACAACCAGGUCAUGGUGGCUGAUGACAUCAUCUUCCUUAUCUGAGGGACUGUUUCUGAAAUCGAUUACAUGCACUUUGAAAGAGAGAGUGAUUUUAUAUCAAACUACAUUUGUUUCACCUGAUAUUAGACAUCUCAUUUGUUUUCAUGCUGUUUUUCAUUCCAUUUCUUAAAAUGCAGUCUAAAAUGUAGUGCAAAAGCAUCAAGUCUAUUCACAUAUGUGCCUGUUUCUUUUCAGGCAGUGUUACUUUGUAAUGUCUUUAUUACCAUGUAUCAACAGAUUACUGUUAGUGUAAUUAAUGAAAAUUUCAGUUCAUAGGAUAAAGGUAGAAGGGUAUUGCUGCCCAGUGCAUGUACAGUUUUAGCAGUGUCUUGUGCAUUAUUGCGGCAUAAUGGGGACAUUAAUAAGUAGUUUUACCAAUACUUCUGUUGUCUGAGUUUGUAUAUAGUUGAAGACAAGUUUUGAAAUUCUUCAUUAACUAGUUGUGUAUUAAAUAAAAUGUCAUGCUUUGGAAAUGGCUUAGAUUCUUAAAUGAAUUGAAAGUGCUAUGAUACAGCAUGUUACUUCAUAUGUAAAGUACCUACAUACUAUACAUGCGGUGGAAAUCACUGUUUGCCUAAUGCUGGUGAAUUUGUUCUGUUAUCUCCCAGGUUUUGCUGGAAACCGACCCUGGCUGUAUUUUAUGUAAUUUUUUUUUUUUUUUU